AUGAAGGAUUUUCCUAAUACAUUAGGAAUUGGUAGCAAAUACAAGUUUAAUCAACAAUAUUCUAGAAAUGCGUUAGUUAGCAUGAUUGUGAAUCAUGAGUAUCCUCUUGCUAUGGUUGAUCAUAUUGGAUUUAAGAGAUACUUUAAUAGUUUGAAUCCUGAUUUUAAAGUGAUCUCAAGAAACACAGUAAAAGCUAAUAUAUUUAGGGAAUACAAUGAAGAAAGGCGUCUGUUAGAAAAAUUUUUAGCGAGGAACAAAUCUAGGAUUGCUUUCACAAGUGACAUGUGGACUUGCACUAAUCAAAGAAAAGGGUUUCUUUAUUUCCCAUGCCCACACAACAAGUACACAAUAAGCAAGAUCUUAGUUGAAUGCUUGAAAAGUUUUAAUUUGGAUGAAAAGAUUUCUACCAUUAACCUUGAUAAUUGCACAACAAAUGAUGCUGUAGCAGAUGUUUUGCUUGAGAAACUUCAACCUUCUAAGCUUAUAUAUGAGAAGCUUGAAGAUGCUUGUAAUUAUUGUAGAAUUCCUAUUACUAAAAAACUACAACUAGAUUGUAAGACUAGAUGGAAUUCAUGUUCUGAUAUGUUGCAAGUUGCUCUUUUAUAUAAAUAUGCAUUUACUAGGUUGGAAUCCAAGGUUGGAAAAAGUGGAAAAGAAAAGUUUAGGUUACCGAGUAAAGAAGAGUGGAAAAUGGCAAGUGACAUUUGUGAUAAAUUGACGUUGUUUAGUAGGACAACUGAGGCUUUUUCCGGUUAA
Molecule: messenger RNA, 756 nt
Organism: Amaranthus tricolor (Joseph's coat)
Lineage: Eukaryota; Viridiplantae; Streptophyta; Magnoliopsida; Caryophyllales; Amaranthaceae
Product: zinc finger BED domain-containing protein RICESLEEPER 2-like
Exons: 3
Coding region: 1-756 (251 amino acids)
Source: RefSeq, a predicted model, not a curated record